Molecule: messenger RNA, 4121 nt
Organism: Mangifera indica (mango)
Lineage: Eukaryota; Viridiplantae; Streptophyta; Magnoliopsida; Sapindales; Anacardiaceae
Product: nuclear matrix constituent protein 1-like
Exons: 8
Coding region: 231-3971 (1246 amino acids)
Biological process (GO): nucleus organization
Cellular component (GO): nucleus
Source: RefSeq, a predicted model, not a curated record
CUGGAUUUACUGAGUUAUUAAAAUAAUUCGGAGCCAUAACCGAUAUACCUCUGUGUGUAACCAGAUUUAAAAUUAAAAAAUAAAUGUAGAAAUAAAAGUUCCCAGUUUUCUGACUCAAGCCUUCGUCAAUCUCCGUCCAAUUUUUCCGUUAAUUACAAUUGUACGAAGCACAAAAGAAAAAAGUUAGGGUUUCCAUUUCUAAGAAAGUGGAUUCGUGAUCACAAGGAACUAUGUUCACGUCGCAGAGAAGGCCGAUUCCGGCGAUCUCGCUCACGCCGCGUGGCACCGAUACGCAGAGGAGCGGUACCUUUUCUAAAAAGAGUAACUUUGGAGGCAAAGGGAAGGCCGUUGCUCCCGCUGAAAACCAAACACCGCCACUGCUUCCUGUGACUUCGCUGUUGGAAGCCAAUGGCCUGGCGAGGGGCGAGGUGGGUGAAUCAGAGGAUGAUUGGAGGGGGUUUCGGGAGGCCGGGUUGUUGGACGAGGCCACCAUGGAGCGGAAAGAACGUGAGGCUCUUAUUCGGAGAGCCUCCAAACUUGAACAAGAGUUGUUUGAUUACCAGUAUAAUAUGGGGCUUCUUCUUAUUGAGAAGAAAGAAUGGACUUCAAAAUUUGAAGAGCUACGGCAAGCUCUUGAAGAAACGCAGGAGAUCCUAAAGCGUGAACAGUCAGCUCAUUUAAUUGCAUUAACUGAUGUUGAGAAGCGUGAGGAAAAUUUGAGGAGAGCCUUGAGCAUGGAGAAGCAGUGUGUGGCUAAUCUUGAAAAGGCUGUGCAUGAUACUGAAGAGGAGUGUGCAAAAGUAAAACUUAAUUCAAAGAAAAAAUUGACUGAUGCAAAUACUUUGGUUGUUGGAAUUGAGGAGAAGUCAUUGGUGGUGGAAGAGAAGAUGCAUGCUGCUGAAGCCAAAAUUGCAGAGGUAAACAGAAAGAAUUCUGAAUUGGAGACAAAAUUGCAAGAGUUGGAGGCACAAGAAAGUGUGCUUCAAAGGGAACGACUCUCCCUAAUUACAGAACAAGAAGCACGCAAGGCAAUGUUCUAUAAACAGAGAGAAGACUUACAGGAGUGGGAGAUGAAAUUACGAAAGGGGGAUGAGAUGCUCAUUGAGCUUAAGAGAACCAUAUUUCAAAGAGAGGAAAAUGCAAACAAAAAGGACCGGAUUCUAAAGCAAAAGGCGAGGGAUCUUGAAGAGUGGGAAAAGAAGAUUGAUUUGUCCAACACAAAGUUGAAAGAGAGGGAGGAUGAUAUGAAUAAGCAACUAGCAGAUAUAGUUGCAAAAGAAAGAGAAGUUAACUCUCUAAGAAGGACGUUGGAAGUGAAAAACAAGGAAUUAUUGACAUUGGAAGAGAAACUUACUGCUAGGGGAAGAGUGGAAAUUCAGAAGCUUGUAGAUGAUCAGAAGGGAAUUCUGGAUGCUAAGAGGCUGGAGUUUGAGCGAGAACUUGAAGAAAGGAGGAAAUCAGUUGAUGAGGAAAUGAGGAGCAAGGUAACUACCCUAGAGCAGAAGGCAUUCGAAAUUAAACACAAGGAAGAGAAGCUGGGAAAGCAAGAACAAGCAUUGGAUGAAAAGUCAGUCAGAGUUAAAGAGAAAGAGAAGGAUCUUGAAGCAAGAUUGAAAUCUGUAAAAGAAACAGAAAAGAUAUUGAAAACUGCAGAGAAAAAUUUGGGGUUUGAAAAGCAACAACUGAUUGCUGACACAGAGAGCUUGGAGAUUCUCAAAUCUGAUAUUGAUAAGUUAGAGGCUGAAACUUCUGAGCAGGAGUUCCAGAUUCAAAAGGAACGCCAGAAGCUUAAACUUAUUGAAGAAGAGAGGUCGGAACAUCGCCAUUUGCAGUCAGAGUUGAAGCAGCAGAUAGAAUUGUUCAGACGUCAGCAGGAGUUACUUCUGAAGGAACAUGAAGACUUGAAACAGGAAAGGGUGAGGUUUGAGAAAGAAUGGGAAGGGCUAGAUGAGAAAAGAGAUGAAAUUAGUAAAGAGCUGAAGAAUAUACCUGAAGCAGUACAGAAGUUGGAAAAAUUGCAGCAUUCAGGAGAAGAUAGAUUAAAAGAAGAGGAAUCUGCAUUGCGGGAUUAUAUUCAGAGGGAGUUGGAAGAUAUUAGACUUAAGAAAGAAUCAUUCAAGGCCAUGAUGAAGCAUGAUCAGUUGCAUUUAUCUGAAAAGGCUCAAAAUGAAUGCAAGAAGAUGCGUGAAGAAUACGAGAUGCAGAAAAUCAAUCAUGAAUCUGACAUGCUGAAUAGACAGGAAAGAAUGGAGAAAGAUCUUCAGGAAAGGAAGAGAGCAUUUUAUGAAAAGAAAGAUAGAGAACUUAGUGAAUUAAAUCACUUGAAGGAAGUUACUGAGAAUGAAUUACAAGAAAUAAGAUCUAAAAGGGAUGAAUUAGAGAGGCAGAAGCAGGAAGUUAAAAUGAACAAAAAGAAUUUGAAAGAACAACAACUUGGAAUGAGCAAGGACAUUGAUGAGCUUGACAUUAUUUGCAGGAGGCAUUAUCAUAAUCAGAAACAAUUUAAGCACGAAAAAGAGCGUUUCCUUGAGUUUGUUGAGAAGCAAAAGGGUUGCAAGAAUUGUGGAGAAAUGACAAAGGAAUUUGUACUUUCCCAUGUGCAAUUACCUGAUGUGGAAGAUGGGGGUGCUCUUCCUUUACCAACGCUGGCUGGUAGAUAUUUGGGCAAACUUCAAGGUGAUAUAGUAGCUCCGUAUGAUUCAAAUACUGAGAGAUCUCAUGGACUUAAUUUGGGAUAUGAAGAUGCUGGAGGUCGCAUGUCUUGGUUGCGUAAAUGCACUUCUAGGAUUUUUAGCAUCUCUCCUAUUAAAAAGACUGUUCAUGUUUCUACUUCAGUUUCAGUAGAGGAGCAACCACAGUCACCUGUGCCUGCUAAUAAGCAAAAAAAGACUGAGGGCUCUGGUUUGCUUCUCAGUAAAGAAGCAAGAGCAUGCAAAAUUCCAGAAGAUGAAUCCCAACCAUCUUUCAGGAUGGCAAAUGAUUCCUUUGAUUUUCAACAGCUCCAAUCUGAUAGCACAAUCAAAGAGCUGGAUGAUGAGUAUGCUCCAUCUGCUGAUGAUCAUAGCUACAUGGAUGGUAAGGCACAAGACAUUCCUGAAGAUUCCCAGCAGUCAGAACUAAGGAGUGCUCGCCGGAAACCUGGGAGGAGGCCCAAGUCUUUAUCAAACAGAACACGCUCAGUGAAGGCUGUGGUUGAAGAUGCAAAGAUGUUUCCUGCAGAAAGCCCUGAAGGUGCAGAACUGAAUGCGAACAUGCAGCCGUACAAGGAUAAUCAAGGGAUUUCUAGUCAUACUGAGGAGGCAGCUGGUGGUACUUCAAGGAAGCGGCGACGAUCACAAGCCUCAAAAAUUACAGAAAGUGAGCAAGAUGGUGCUGAUAGUGACGGACCUUCGGACAUUGUCACUGCUGGUGGGCGCAGGAAGAGGCAGCAGACUGUUAUUCCGGCCCAACCUGCUCCAGCAGAGAAGCGAUACAAUCUCAGACAACACAAGACUGUAGGCACAGCCGUGCCAGCUCAAGCUUUAGCAACACUAGUUGCAUCUGAUCUGAACAAGACAAGGAAGAUGGUAGCUGAAGGUACUAGUGUAGUGGAAGCAGUACCGAAUCCAGGAGAUGCAUCUGUGUUGUCUCUAGGAAUUGCUAGUGAGAAUGGCAAGUCUACCCAGUUGGUGCAGCUAACUGCAGUAGGCGGUGUGGAGUUCUCUCAGGACAGGGUUGUCCAGGUAAAACCUGUUUCCCCUUUCCAGUUUAAGUCAACUGAGGACAUUGUUGAUGAUAAUGUUGGUGACCAGAAGUCAACCGAGAAUGCUGAGUUGAGUGAAGUUGAUGGUACACCAGAGUAUGUUGACGAAGGCGAGAACGGGAGUACAAUCCUUGAGGAAGACAAUGAUGAUUAUGACAACAGCGACGAUUCAGAUCAUCCUGGUGAACCAUCAAUUGGGAAGAAGCUGUGGAAAUUUUUUACGUCUUGAAGGGUAUCUCACCCCCCCUCCCCUCUAGUUUCUUUAUUUUCUUGAUUUAAUUCCUUCAACAAUUGUAUUCAUAUCUCAGCACUUAGAAGUCCAGAUAUCUGGACUAAAACGGUAUCACUUACAUACAUAAUAAUUGAAUAUUAACCAAAA